This is a messenger RNA of Bursaphelenchus okinawaensis, 2334 nucleotides long. The record is from the annotation of a GenBank genome assembly. NCBI's taxonomy places the organism in Eukaryota, Metazoa, Nematoda, Chromadorea, Rhabditida, Aphelenchoididae.
AUGAGGAGAGAGCAGGGAGAAAGAGAGAACAACGCUAUCAGGAGGGAGAAAAAAGAUAAAACUACGUCAGUAGUGUAAGUGCUUUCAUGUUCUACCAUAUAUGGUGAUAUUGUGUUGUUAUUAAAUUAAAUUUUUGAUGAUUAGAAAUAUUUUAGGUAACAUUUCGUUAAUUAUUAAAAUAAAUUUAAAAAAAAAUUAUUUUAUGUGAUUUUUUUAAAUUUUGUUUUAUUUUCUUUUUUUAUUUAAUUUUACUUAAUUUAAAUCUAUUUUAUUCUAUUUUAAUUUUAUUUCAUUUCAUUUUAUUUUAGGUAACAUCUGAUAAAAAACAUCAAGCUAGGGCAGCCCGUCAGGGUAGGGCAAGACAAGAUAUGGUAUAGUAUGGUAGGCUAAUGUAGGAUAAUUUAGGGUAGGGUAAGGUCGAUAAUUAUAAAAACAAAAAGAUCACAUAAAGGCGAUAACAAUAUAAAACAAUUCAAAAACUGUGUCACGUACCCAAUAACACAAAACUAGAUUUAUAUUUGAUAAACAGAUUCAGAAUAUUGUUUUCUGUAGCUAGAAUGAGAAGUGAAGUGCCUUGGGAACCACUGAAGUUAUUAGGUGUAGUACUGUUUAGUAUCUUCAGUGCUUCGGCCAAUUGGGCAGCUUUGGCUUAUAUUCAUGAUUAUGUGGAUCUGUAGGUUUAUAUUGAACGUUUUUUAUAGUUUUAGGCUUAACUUUAAAGCUUGUAGGUCUUAAUGUAACCUUUAGGCUUAACUUGUGAAAUCUUAGGCUUAAAUUUUUAAGUUUAGGCUUAAAAAAUUUCUUUAGGCUUAGCUUAGGUGUAAGUCAACUGUAAAAAUUUUGGCUUAAUUUACACUGUUAGGCUUGCGUUUAUAAGUUUUAAAGUCGCCAUUAAAGUUUAGGCUUAACAUAAAGCCUUUAAGCCUAAAACCUUUUUCAAAAAGCACAAAAAGCUACAGUAACCUUUCAGAAACCCAAUCGAAGACACACUAUCCAACCUCAUACCACAACAAUCAUGGACCGCCUACUACGGCGAUUUAGCGGCCCUACUAUGUACCAUAGCCAUGUUGAUUAUGAUCAUCCUGCACCAACAUCGACUGGUCAUAUUUCGGCGAGUCGUUUACAUAUCAUCUUGGUUGUACAUGAUGAGAGCGAUUACCAUGGUUGUGACACGACUACCACCCCCGUAUAAUGACGAUCAAGUGAAGUGUCGGGCGCAGUUGAGGAAUAUGACAGAGCUGACAUUUGAUGUAUAUUAUGAUAGGUUUAUGGAGCUGGCAAAGAACGUGGGAUUUCAGGUGGGUGAGAAAAGGAAUGGCAGGUUUUGGGUUACUGUAGCCAUGGGUAAUAGCCGACUCUACCCUACCCCACCCUACCGUGCCGUAUUCUACUCUACCGUACCGUAUUCUGACCUACGCUACCCUACCGUCUUUAAAAAUAAACCACAGUAACUUAAGUUACAGUAACCUAACUUAUUGUAGGACAGAACCAAGCCAAUACUAUGUGGCGACCUCUUGUUCUCGGGCCAUACCCUGUUGAUGGUAGUCAGUGCACUAGCCAUUCGAGAAUAUAUACCAACCAAACAUUACGCAUGGAGCUAUGUCAGUUCGUGUGUUAGUGUAAUUGGGGUAUUGUGUAUGCUGGUGAGUAGAACCAACUACUCUGUUGAUGUUAUUCUAGCCUACUGGUUGGCUAGUUUUGUUUUUACGUAGGUUUUUUAAAGAGUGGGGUAGUUUACGGUAAAGCAUGGUAUGGUAGGGUAGCGUAAGUUACGGUAGAGCAUGGUACGGUAGGGUAGGGUAAGAUUGAGUAGGGUACGGUAGAUCAUGGUAUAGUAGGGUAGCGUAGGUUACGGUAGAGAGCGGUAUGAUAGGGUAGCGUAGGUUACGGUAGAGCAUGGUAUGGUAGGGUAAGGUAAGAUAAAGUAGGGGACGGUAGAUCAUGGUAUGGUAGGGUAGGUUACGGUAGAGUAUGGUAUGGUAGGGUAGCGUAGGUUACGAUAGAGUAGUAGAGUACGGAACGUUAUACUGUAACACAAAUUUUUUACAUUACAGACUGUACCACUCGGUGAUAGAAGUGGACAAGUCCAUACGCUUCGAAGGCGUUUCAUAUUGGCUAUGGUUCGCUCAAAUCACAGAAUGGCUGGAGCGAAAUGUUCACCAUGAUUGCUUCGAAAACCGAUUCGAAUUCCUCUUCGAUCUUCGUGCCAAACCCACGCCACAUGAAAUGUGGGAGUUGGAGAGGGACAGAGAAGCCAGAGAACAAGCCGUACUCGACGCUGAACGGCGAAAAGCCAAGUUCAGAAGCGAAGUCGACCCGGAAAUCGAUAUUUGA